UCCGCCCCGUCCCCGACCUCCUCCUCCUCCUCCCCUCCUCUCCCCUCCGAGACGCGGCCCCGGGCCUCCGGACCACGAGCGGACCGUCCAGCAGCUGAAAACCAUAUGGGGAGUGGAAGACAACAGAGAGGACCCUUCCAAGGAGUUCGUGUGAAAAACUCAGUGAAAGAGCUCCUCUUGCACAUUAGAAAUAAUAAGCAGAUGUCCUCUGGCCGAACUGUGGAUGAUUUCAAGGUUCAAGGCACAGUGAACUUUGAGCAGUUUGCAGAGCUGAAGAACAUAUUAGCCCACGGCGGGAAAAGGAAAGCACCCGAGUCCGCCUCUGAUGGACCAACUUGCAAAAGACCGGCUCCUUGGCUCUCGCAGUUUUUGACGCCGCCCCAAACUCCAACUCCUGUGGAGAGCAUGGAAGAUGGCCACAACAACAACGAAUCCAAGCCCGAGGCCGGCGCCGACCUGCUCCAGAACAUUAUAAACAUCAAGAACGAAUCCAGCCCCGUUUCCCUGCACACCGUGCAAGUCAACUGGAACAGCCCCGUGAUUCACAACCAGAAUUCACCGGGGGAGCACCAUCACGACUUCCACGGCGGACCGGUCUUCUCGCCGCCUCAGAAGUACCAACCUUUCCAAGCGGGCAGCCCCUCCCACGUCUCGGAGCCAUCUCAGCUCUAUCCGUUCGCUUCCCCACAGAGGCAGGACAUGCAGCAGCCGCCUCAUUAUACUCCCGGCUCAGCCCUGGAGUGCAGUCCUUAUUCGGGCAGUUCUCAGUCCCCCAACUACGAACCCAACCCGUUCGACGGUCAGGACCUGCAGUAUUUUUGGUCCCAGAGCUUUGCGUCUUUCCUGAACGGGCCCGGAGAGUCCGAGGGCCUGACCGUACCCGGCCAAGGGCCGGCCGGCGCCCGGCAGCCGCACGAGACCACCGGUCAGGACUUCGGCCUGAUGUCGAACGACAGCUGCGAAUCCCUGGGCUUGUCGACCGCGUUAAAUGUCUCCCUGCAACCCCAGGCCGUCCCCGGAAAUACAAUGACCACGACCCAGCUGGGCAAGUCGUUCUUCCAGUGGCAGGUGGAGCAGGAAGAAAACAAGCUGGCCAACAUCUCCCAAGAGCACUUUGUUGCAAAAGAUUCAGACGGUGACACAUUCCUUCACAUCUCUGUCGCCCAAGGACGAAGAGCCCUCUCCUACGUCCUGGCGAGGAAGAUGCGGGCUCUUCAUAUGCUGGAUAUCAAAGAGCACAACGGUCAGAGUGCUUUUCAAGUAGCCGUGGCUGCCAAUCAGCACCUCAUUGUGCAAGACCUCGUGAACCUCGGGGCCCAGGUGAAUACCACGGAUUGCUGGGGGAGGACACCGUUGCACGUCUGUGCCGAAAAGGGCCACUCGCAAGUCCUGCAGGCGAUCCAGAAGGGCGCUAUCAGGAGUAAUCAAUUUGUGGAUCUCGAAGCCACCAACUACGACGGCUUGACAGCUCUCCACUGCGCUGUGGUGGCUCACAAUGCCGUGGUUCACGAGCUACAGACCAAUCAACAACCUCAUUCGCCUGAGGUGCAGGAGCUGCUGCUGAAGAACAAAAGCUUAGUCGACACGAUCAAGUGUCUGAUUCAGAUGGGAGCCACCGUGGAGGCUCGGGACCGCAAAAGCGGCCGCACGGCUCUGCACUUGGCAGCCGAAGAGGCCAACCUGGAACUCAUCCGUCUCUUUGUGGAGCUGCCCAGCUGCCUCUCGUUCGUAAACGCCAAGGCCUAUAACGGUAACACUGCUCUCCACGUGGCGGCCAGCCUGCAGUACCGAGUGACUCAGCUGGACGCCGUACGCCUGCUGAUGAGGAAAGGGGCCGAUCCGAGCACCAGAAACUUAGAGAACGAGCAGCCGGUACACCUAGUCCCGGAUGGCCCGGUGGGAGAACAGAUCAGGCGUAUCCUGAAGGGAAAGUCCGUCCAGCAAAGAGCACCGCCAUAUUAACUCCAUGUAAUUUGGAGGUUGAAGCCAACACUCACUGUCAGUUAGGCAGUCCUGAUGUAUCUGUAAAUAGACCAUUUGCCCUGUUAGGGUAAAUGUAAGUUGUUUCUAUGAAACAAAAGUAUUUAGUUCACUAUUAUAUAGUGGGUUAUAUUUUUAAAAAAAUCGAAUUCCUUUUAGCAGAUUGGAAUAUUUCCUUCCCAGGUAGCUGGGGUCUUUGUCUAGAUACCUGGACCCAUUUAUAGUAAAAUAGACUUCCUUUAGGAGACUGUUUUUGGGUAGGAGUAAUUGUACAGAAGACUUUUAAAUUUCAGGCUAUGAGCCAGAGAUCGUUUUGUCAUUACCAAUGAAAAGUCAGAUAAUCGAUCCAUCUUUGCGGAGGAUUUUGAUCUAAAAGAGCCAAGUCGUAAAACUAUUCUCGCGUGUCUUCCAUCUGAUUCACUCCAGUUGGUAAUCGUUGGACUUUAAGAGGGUAAAGACGAGGUCCAUGGUCAAAAUUUGAGCUUUGCCAAGUGUACAUAAAAAUCAUACAUGCCUGAAUUGGUGGCUGAUGUCAAAGCAUAGAAUGUAAAGAAACAGUGGGUAUUGCUGGUUAUUAAACACGCCCAGCGGAGUUGCUGUUUAACCCCUUGUCAGAUGUUUCCACAGAGGAGCUAAAUGCAGGAGAGAUGCAUUUUGUUGGGAGAUCUAUCCAAAUCAGAAUGUAAAUAUGCUUUCUCACACAAUGAGUGUGAGAAGCACCAGUGGCUGGUUUUAGAGGAUGACACUCCCCUGCUCCUUUUCUUCAAAAACUUGCCAUUUGUAAAAUGUUUUGUUUGCUUCUCGGUCUUAAUAGAUAGAGCAAAAAGCCAGUCAAUGAUAAGUUUCAUUGUUUUCCCCAAUAUUUUGUUCAAGUGCGUACUAAUGCUGGGAAUAAUGUGUUUGUAUCACAGAGGAAAUAACCAAUUGUAAUUUUAAUUUUUGUAAUUAUCGUGUUAAUAGUCUUGGUUUUUUUUUCUUGAAAUACUGCCUUCUCUCUGGGGCCUUCAUUUAAUCUGUACAGCUUUAAUUGUACACUAAUAAUUUCUAAUGGAUAUGGUCUCUUUAAUGGCUUUAUAAUGGGAAGCAUCACAUAUGACUUACCAGUCAGCUCUGUAACCAAGUAUAAUAAUCCUUUUUAAAAGAUACUCUUUGGUUUGAUCACAUUGUUUGACAAAGUAUGUCUUGUGGACAAAAGUUAAUUGUAAAUGUUUGGUAUCACUAAAUGUCUUUGUGAUGCAUAAAGUGAAAAAGCACAUUAUCAGUAACAUUUAUGUAGUUUAAAAUAAACUUGGUAAUUCAGUAAGA
This is a messenger RNA of Ornithorhynchus anatinus (platypus), 3285 nucleotides long. It is a transcript of the gene NFKBIZ, whose product is annotated as NFKB inhibitor zeta. The record is from RefSeq and is a predicted model, not a curated record. The transcript has 12 exons. Gene Ontology annotation, biological process: regulation of gene expression. Gene Ontology annotation, molecular function: DNA binding; POU domain binding. NCBI's taxonomy places the organism in Eukaryota, Metazoa, Chordata, Mammalia, Monotremata, Ornithorhynchidae. Gene Ontology annotation, cellular component: nucleus. The coding region runs from base 106 to 1962 and encodes 618 amino acids.